AUGAACGGCGGUAGCACAAGAUCACUCCGUCAUCAUACACAACGUCCGUUAAAUCCAGAUUUUGUUGAACCACCAUCAGUAUUUUCUGAACGUGGUAACGAUGAGGAGGAGGACGAUGAUGGAACUGAUGAUUGGGGAGGAAAUAAAACAAUAACGAAAAAAAGUCGAACAUCGACAAGAGGAGUACGUACUAAUCGUGGACGAACAUCACGUGGUGGAGGACGUGGAGCAACAGCAUCAUCAAUUGUUCACGGUGGAAGAAGUAUAAGUGCAUCGAAUCGCACAAGUGGUGAUGAAGAUGCUUCUUCAUCUUUCGACGGUAGUUCAUUUACAACAACAAAUAAUUCAACAUUACCACCAGAAAAAUCAUAUUAUCACAUAUUAUUAACAGGCAAAGUUCAAAUACAAUCAUUGGUUGAUCAAUGGAUAGAAUCAUAUCAAACAGAAAGAGAUCAAGCACUAAUUGAAUUAAUGCAAUUUUUUCUCGAUAGUAGUGGUUGUAAAGGACGAUUAACACCACAAAUGUAUUUAAAAAUGGAACAUGUUGAUAUGUUACGAGCAAUGACCGAACAUUUUGAAGAAGAUUCAUCUGAAUAUCCAAUAAUAAUGUCUGGUUUACAAUUUAAAAAAUUUCGUUUAUCCUUUUGUGAAUUUGUUGUCAUGUUAAUAAAACAAUGUUCUUAUACAAUUAUUUAUGAUCAAUAUAUGAUUGAUAAUUUGGUAACAUUAUUAACAGCAUUAUCUGAUUCAGCUGUUCGAGCAUUUCGACAUACAGGAACAUUAGCUGUAUUGAAAGUGAUGACAGCACUCGUCGAUAUUGCUCUAACAAUAAGUAUUCAAAAAGAUAGUUGUCAACGACAAUAUGAAUCAGAACGACAAAAAUCAACUGUAAGACGUGCAACUGAUCGUUUAGAUAAUUUAAUGGCAAAACGAAAAGAGCUAGAGGGCAAUGAAAAUGAAAUAAAAAGUUUUAUGAAUUUCAUAUUUAAAGGUGUUUUUAUCCAUCGUUACAGAGAUAUUGUACCAGAUAUACGUUGUUUAUGUAUGAGUGAACUUGGAGAAUGGAUGAAAAAUUAUCCAAUGGUAUUUCUUGAUGAUAUUUAUCUAAAAUAUAUUGGUUGGACAUUAUAUGAUAAAGUUGGUGAUUGUCGUCUACGAUGUUUAUUAGCAUUAAUUCCUCUAUUUUCAACAACUGAUCUUGUUGGAAAAUUAGAACUAUUCACGAAUCGUUUCAAAGAUCGUAUUGUUCAAAUGACAGUGGAUUGUGAAUAUGAAGUUGCCGUCCAAGCAAUCAAACUACUCACAGCCAUAUUAAAAUUUAAUGAACGUAUAUUAGAAGAUAAAGAUUGUGAAAAUAUUUAUGAAUUAGUGUAUCAUUCUCAUCGACAAGUAGCACAAGCAGCAGGUGAAUUUUUAAAUCAAAAAUUAUUUCAUAAAGCUGAACAACCAUUAUCAUCAUCAACAACGACAAAAAAACGAAGUCAAAAUACAUCUUUUAUGCAUUUAUUAGUACAAUUUUUUAUUGAAAGUGAGCUUCAUGAACAUGCCACCUAUCUUGUUGAUUCAAUGUGGGAUUUACAUGCUAUGAUGAAAGAUUGGGAAUGUAUGACAGAUAUUUUACUUGAAGAACAAGAUCAAGAUGAUGAACCACUUGAUGAUCAACAUGAAAAUUGUCUUAUUGAAAUAAUGGUUUGUUGUGUGAAAGAAGCGGCUACCGGCGAAUAUCCAAUUGGUCGUGGACAACCGAAUAGAAAACUCAACAUGAAAGAACAAAAACAAAAAGAAGAUGAUAAGAAAAUAUUAACAGAACAUUUUAUUGGUACAUUACCACCAUUAUUAAAUAAAUAUAUAGCGGAUGCUGAUAAAUUACUAAAUCUAUUACAAAUACCGUUACAUUUUAACUAUGAAAUAUAUACAACAACGCGACGUGAACGUGAUUUAGAUACAUAUUUAAAUGCAUUAAAUGAUAUUGUUCAACGGCAUACAACUGCUGAAAUUUUUGAUGCUGUAUCAAAAUGUUUUGAAUGUGUAUGUGACGUUGGAUUUACAUUAUCAAAUCGUGCUAUUGCCUAUCGUGGUAAUAUUACAGAUAAAAUUGUGGCAAAUUUUGUUGCAGCUAUGAAUAUAUUUGAAGAUAUGGAUGAAGCUGAUGAAGAUGAUUUAUAUCCAUUAUUGUUAAAUUUGAGAAAAUUAGAUGCAUUUCAUCAAUGUCAUGAUUUGGGUGCUUCUGAUCUUUGGGAUAAAAUUCAUCUAUUGUUUAAAGCAGCUAUUGACAACGAAGAUAUGUCUCCUGAAAUUGUUGAAAAAUGUUUUGGUGUAGCUAAUCGUGCUAUUCUAUGGGGUCUUGUUCAUCUUGAAACACAAUUCGAUCGAGAUUUAUUAAAAAAAAUUGUUAAACGUAGUCGUAAAUUAUGUGGUCUAUGUCAAAAAUUAAUGUUACAUUCAAAUCCACAAAUUUGUCAAUAUGCUUAUACAACAUUAUGUGAUUUAUUAAUUACUUUAAGUCCACAUUUAAUGGAUAAAAGUGAUGAAUAUAAAUCACUUAUUUUGGAUAUAAAUGAUGAUUUAAUACAAGCAUUAUUAAUAUUUUUAAAUACCUAUGUGUUUAAUGUUGAUGAACCAAAAGAUCAAGAAGAACAAAUUAAAAUUGAAGCAUUACAUAAAAAACGUAAUCUAUUAGCCGCAUAUUGUAAAUUAAUUGUACAUAAUGUAUUACCAAUUCAAGCAUCAACAAAUAUAUUGAAAUAUUAUGUCAAAUAUAGCAACGAUUUUGGUGAUAUAAUUAAAAAUACAUUUACACGAGCACGUGACAUAUCAAAAAUUCAUACUGCAAAAACAAUGGCACACAGUUUAAUAGAAGUCUACAAAGAUUGUCUUAAACAUCGUGAUCAACAGCAAGCCUCUGCAGUAGUAUCAUCAGAUGACGAAGAACAACGAAUAAUUCCUGUUGAUUUAUCUCCAUUGCGAGAAUUAGCACGAAGAUUUAAUUUAUCAUUUGGUCUUGAUAUGGGAAAACAACGUGAAGCAUUAGCUGCUCUUCAUCGUGAAUGUAUUCGUUUUGGUGUAACACCGUUAACUGAUUCAAUUGAUUCAAGUAUGCCCGGUCCAAAUGUAUUAUUUUUAGAAUGUUUACCAGAAUUUACAUCAAAAUUAUUUAAACCAGAUAAAAAAGCGAUUUAUGAUUAUUUGGAAAAAUUGGUGAAUAAUGUUGUUGUUAGUGAUAGUGAUUCGUGGGAACCAUUGAUACAAUAUCGUCGUGUAUUAAUGGAUGAUGGAACGGGUGGUGGACAUGCUAAAGACUCUAGAACGCGUUCUAGUACAACUGGAAGAGGAAAAAAACGAGCUGUUCAUGAAGUAACAGCAAUUGGUGAGUAAAUAAUAUAUGGUCUCAGUUAUCUAUAUUUAAAAUUUUAUUUAAAUUUUAGAUGAAACUUCUCGAGCGUAAACUCUGAUAUGUACAAAUUCUUUCAACGUAUUUCGUAAGAUCUCUGUCUUUAUUCUUUUUUUUUUGCUUGUUAUAUACAAUUUUCUCUCAUUGUAACUUCUUUGUAUUUUUCCUAGAAAAAUACCAUUUUGUUCGUGUAUACGUUAAUAAAAUCAUUAUUCUUUCAGAAUACAAACGGAAAUAUUCCAUUCGUGUUCUUAAAUCAAUUCAUUCAAUGAAUGAUUUUUUUUCUCUUUGUUGUAGUUACUAGUAUUUUUUACAUGUAACUGUAGUUUGGCGUUUUCCUAUAGUUAACUAAGAUCUCGCAGAUUGUAGUUUUUGAUUGCGUUUUUUGUGUAUGAAUAAACAUUUUGUUCUGACUAUUUGAUUCAUUGUUAUCCGCUGCACGGUUAUUGUUUUUUGUCAUAUUAUCAGCUGAGUGUAGAAAAACGCAGUGUAGAAUUAUAGAUUCAAUUUUCUAAAUAAAUAUGAUCAUAUGUAGUUGAUUAGGUUGGUUAACAUUUUCUAAUCGAUGAUCAAAAAUCUGACACACUUUUUGCAAAAUUCGGUUUAAUAUGAAAAUUUCUUAUUUCAAAAUAUGGCUAUAAUAUGUUUUAAAUGGU
Didymodactylos carnosus is the source of this 4047-nucleotide messenger RNA. The record is from the annotation of a GenBank genome assembly. Lineage: Eukaryota; Metazoa; Rotifera; Eurotatoria; Philodinida; Philodinidae.